This is a messenger RNA of Hydatigera taeniaeformis, 351 nucleotides long. Lineage: Eukaryota; Metazoa; Platyhelminthes; Cestoda; Cyclophyllidea; Taeniidae. The record is from the annotation of a GenBank genome assembly.
AUGCGACGAAUUGAGCGUCUGAGUCGUAAUUUUGGUCUCAUUUUCUCCGACUUAUCGUUCGCAGCAGAGGAGAUUGCAGCCCUCCCCUCUACUUCCACUUCCUCCUGCAGAUUGGACGUCUCUGCUCUUCUGGAUACGCUUAAAAAACUUCAAGAAGCUCUUAAUACCCUUACUGAGGGUCAUCUCAGUACUAACUCGAUCGGCCAAAUGAACGCAGUCUUUGAGGAGCUUCAAGAUGCACAAUUAUGGCAAAAUGUUUUUGAUUGCUCCUCAGCCAGCUCGGAGGAAUGGAAGCUGGUUCGGAAUUUGCGCAAUUCAUUUCAUGAGCUUAUUGAAGCGAAACUUCUUUGA